Messenger RNA from Cryptotermes secundus, 4409 nucleotides. It is a transcript of the gene mol, whose product is annotated as dual oxidase maturation factor 1. Gene Ontology annotation, biological process: protein transport. The transcript has 8 exons. The record is from RefSeq and is a predicted model, not a curated record. The coding region runs from base 1186 to 2553 and encodes 455 amino acids. Gene Ontology annotation, cellular component: endoplasmic reticulum membrane. Lineage: Eukaryota; Metazoa; Arthropoda; Insecta; Blattodea; Kalotermitidae.
GAACAGCUGAGAGUCGGCCUUCAGUUGCACUCCGGCAGCGUCACCUUGGACGACAUCCAUGUAUCUCUGGAGCUAAACGCGGCAGCUUGGGUACUUGUACAAUUUUACACAGGUCGAAUCGAAAGCAAAAGAUUCUGAUAUGCACGUUCAAAUUAUAACCUCGUAUUUAUAGUGUUUAAUGCUCUAUAAGUUUCAUGAAGCCAUCGCCUGUGUUCAAAGUGUACAUCACUACAGUUUGUGCACUGUGUGAUAACGGCAGCUGGAAAAUACUCAUGUAAAAUCAGACAUUCGGUGACCGUUAUAUGUAAUGUGUCAAUGAAAAUUGUAGUUUAUGAAUUUUGUUUUAAUUCGUAAAAAGAAGCGUCAUGUCUUUUAUGUCACUGCUGUUACAGUAGUUACAGAGGAAAACACUUUAUCUACUGAAAUAUUUGGCUUACCGCAAGCGGCUGACACACGUCGAGACCUUGCUUGGUACAUUUCCACAGCUACAAACUAUACAAACCGAGGGACAUUAAAUGUGCUAUGAUUUCAGUAACAACAAUAGCUGUUUCGUCGAUAAAUAAUCGAUUGUUUUUGCAUUUUUUGUGACUGUGAGAAACUGACAAGAUAUUCCUGUAGAAAAAUUUCCAUUUACGAAUGGUCGCCAUUAUUUAUGUAUAAACAGUGUCAGUUCUGUUUCUGAUAUACGAAAUGCAACAUACGGCCACUUUUGACGUGUAAAUCAAGCCUGAGGUGAAGACACCGCACUGUUUUUCUGCGAGCAUCGUCUUGAAGACAGCUUUACAUGUACUGCUGCCACUACUAACCUACAUAUCGUGAUACAGUCGUGAGAAAUUUAUUCGCUGUUUCCAUAAGCUGAACUAACUGAAGGAUUUAAUCUACGAUUGCUUUCUGUCAUUUUGGUAUUCUGUCAAUGUUACAAAAUAGUUAUUUACUUUAAGGUUUUGACAUUUUGUGCUUAGAAAGUAGGUCAAUCAAAUGCAAGUCAUCAGUGAAGACGCACAAUAACCGUUAUUGAUGAUCCAAAACAUUGUGGUGAUAGUGACGUCGCAAGUUUUUUGCGGUGAUGAUGUCGAGUAACUGUGCUCCCGAUUGCAGCAGGAGCCAGGCGCAGACAUGAAAAGGAAGAAACUUCGGCAACACACACCAAGCGGGGUGACGCCGACGAGCACGUGAGGAGCGGCCAUGAAGGGCUGGUUCGACGCGUUCAGGAACGAUGGCGGCCCCACCCUCUACAGCUACAGCAACCGCACCCCUGUCACGGGCGAUGUGCAGACUCUCACACUGUACCUCAUCUUCUUCACCGUCUUCUUGGCCUUCCUCGUCAUCUUCCCCGGCGUCCGGAAGGAGAGAUUCACAACAUUCACAAGCGUAACGCUGAGCCUCUUCGUAGGAACUGUGAUCCUUGUGGCCAGGUACGGGUCAGCAUGGCACGUGGCCCGCACGGAGAUCGUCAGCUCCUACCGCGCGUUCUCGCGGGAGAAGAUUGAAGCUGAGCUGGGAGCGUACGUCGGAUUGGGGCACGUGAACAUCACACUCCGAGGUAACUGCGCUGGCGCACGGCGCUCAAUAGUUCCGAGGGACAGCUGGGCGGACAUCGACUUCAACGAACGGUUCUCGUGGAUGGGCUCCGGUCAGAUGGGGGAGAGCUACAGGGAGGCGCUGGUACGCGGUCUGCCCUACCCCAUACUCACCGUGGCAGAAUAUUUCAGCCUGGGGCAGGAAGGUUUCGCCUGGGGCGGCCAGUACAGGGCUGCCGGCUACUACGGAUCCAUCCUCCUCUGGGCAGCCUUCGCCUCGUGGCUGCUGAUGAACCUACUGCUGGUCGUGGUGCCCCGCUACGGAGCCUUCGCCAUGAUAGUGACGGGCAUGCUGCUCCUCAGCACUGACCUCGUGUACUACAUGCUCAUCCCUUACAACCCCCUGGUUGUGAGGUUCGAAGGGAGUGCACUCAUGUUCCGGCUGGGAUGGUGUUUCUGGCUUGUGAUGACAGCAGGUGUAUUGUGCAUAGCUGUAGGUCUUGUGAUAGCAAUUAUAGACGUCAUCUAUCCUCAUCGCUUCUCCACGAUACUAGAAGUGGAUUAUGACACUCCAUAUGAUCGACACAUCAUUAUAGAAGAGAGUCAUGACACCAGAAAUAACAAAAAGAGAACUUCAGCAAACAGACUGGAGGAACCUACAGGUGCUGGUCUGGGGUCCCGAUUACUCAGACGCCUGUCCAAACGUGAACAAUUAGAGGAUCGUCAGGGUGUGAUUAAUGAAGGUUUUGAAAUGGAUCCUCCAAAGUCUCCAUGGAGGUAUCCAUUCUCUCGCACCAUGGCAGCUGGCAGUAGGGUACCAGUCAGAAUGGGAGGAGGCUUAAGCAGGGCUCCUGGUAGUGUUGGGAUCAGAGAUUUCAACAGGAGCACAUCACAGGAUUCUCAGACCAGUAGCUGCACAGGUUCAAGUGCGGCAUCAAGCCUAGGGUUGUCGUUUCUGCACAAGGAAACUCUGCCACCAGUGCACAGUGACCCUGCUGUCUCUGCAUGUAGAUCUGCAUCAAGAGCAGACUAACCAUUGACAGUGCCACCAUAUCCUCCAAAGGUUGUGCCAAAGGCUUAUAAAACACACUCAAACAACGCUCAUGUCUAGAAUAGCAAAUUACAACAGAGGAGUGAUUGGAGGAAAUCUGUCACUCAGGUUCUGGACUAAACUCUGAUCUGCUCUUUACAAACGAUGUACAUUAUGAAGCUGGAAUGGGUGGAAAGGUUUUCUUUUUAGGUAAGAAUCUUAGGGUCAUGUCAGUAGCAGUCCCAAUGCAAUUGAAAGUAUCUCAUCUAGAGUACCAUUACAGAAGAUUUAAACAUGAAUAAACAGAAUCCGAAGUUUGAUACUAUACCAUCUCCUUAUAAAUUUAUUUACAUUUAAUUUGAAGUAAGAUUUUUAUUACGAUGUUCCUUUUUGCAGCCUGGUCUGUAGGUUGAUCAGUCCAUAGUCUGGGCUGUCUGGGGUAAAGACUGUUCAUGAGAAUGCACUAAUGCAGAGGCUACAUUAUGCUGCUGCUAAGGCAGUGAGUUGGUACAUCUUCACACUUUUCAUUUCACAGAUGUGACUAGCCAUGCCAGAAGCAGACAUUUUUAUGCAAGUUUUAUUUUUCCAUCAACUUUAAACUUACACUGUGGUCACCUACAUUGUGAAACCAUGUAGUCUGAUUGGUGGUUACUAGCAUCUCGGAAGAACGUUCUGCCUGAACAGUUAAGAUUGGAACAGUAGGUCCCCCCCCCCAAAAAAAACUGCCAGACUACAGGUUGUUAUAACCCAGAAGACCACAAUCUAAAUCUUCACAGUCAUGAAAACCUGAGACCUAAUAUUUUUUACAAUUAUAAACUUAGUCAUAAUAUACUAGUAAAUAAUAUGAAUCAGAGUAGUGAUGUCAAGAUUAAGUUAUAGAUUCCAACACAUUUAGGGUCUAAUAAAACAGAUCACAUUAAGAAGAAUAAGAAACCAUGUGGUCCACAAACUGUAUGAGACAGUGGCUGUGCCAACACAGGUACACAGGCCUGAUGGUGAUGGUGAUGGUGCUGGUGUCUCAGUAAAGUAAAAGGACUGGAAGUGCAGAAAUCAAACUGCUGAGGUCUAAGACAGGAUGCAUACCAUAUGAACAUACAUAUAAUGAAGAAGCGAGAUAAGAACUUCUUCCAACAAAUGUUGUUGAGACUACUGAGAGGCCAGAGAACCAUCUGACUGCAACAUGUCCUGAGGAUAAUUCUAUAAAAAGCCAUAGAUAUUGGUGAAGUGUAAGUCAACAGGAAAACAAGACAAACUGGGUGGAAGAACUAAUCUUAAAUAUGCAGAUGGAGCAGGUCUAGUGACCUAAGCCUUGGUGAUAUUGAUAAUGAUUAUGUUGGAUUUUAAUGGGUUAUAUUCUAAUUUACGUAGGUCUGUAGGUAUGUAACACCACAAUGAUGUUGUAAUGUAAGUUCAAAACUUAUUAAAGAUCAUUUAUAAUAACAACAUGUAGAAACAGAAGCCCAUAUGCAUUAUGUGUACCUUAUAAUUUCAUAAAGUUCAAAAUAUAAGCUUUUAUGUUGCCAAAAUCAUGCAGAAAUGUAUGGUUCAUAAUUGUAUUUUUAAUUGAGCCUAGUCCAUAUCAGCUUUCUGCUGCUGUUGUGUUUAUGCCACAGAUAGAGAACUGUCAGCAUUUUAAUUAUUAAAUAUAGUGAGUUCAGUUUCUUUCUUAUAUUAUUGUAGUUUAAGUAGAACUUUAAUUAGAGACAUACCUUUAUGGAUCUGGCUUAUGGGCCUGGCUAUUAUAGAUUUUAACUCAGAAUGAGUGCAGCAAGAUUAUUCUAGUUUUGUUGUCACCCUACAUAGUAACAAAAUCACUGUCAGUUUUUUCACAAUCAUGUAAUGCUCAGAGAAAGCAGUCU